AAUAGUACGCUAAAAGAUUCAAAACUAACAACAUCAAAAUUCCAAAUUGAAACUCGGUUCGGUGAUCUUUGACCUGUGACCCUUCACCCGGUGACCAUGUUGGUGGCCACCUUGCAUCCCGGUUUCGUGCCAGAGGGCGUGCCGCCAUUAUUGGACUGGAAAGAAUCCUCAAAUCUGGGAAACUGCGAUAAGGAGUGCCUCCUUUGGGUCCUGGCCAUGUCCAUCGUUACCGAGCUGAUUCUGAUGAUCCUCGUGGGAUACGCUGUCUUGGAACCAUGUUCAUUGCGAACCAGGGAGUUCAAUGAUUGUCAGCGAAAGGCAUUCGCUAGUUUCAUCUACCGAAGAUUGCUCCAUCAGCUGGAUCAGGCUCUAUGCCAGCAGGUGAGAAUUCCCGAAGAGGAGCCCCUGGACUCCUGCUUGAGGUCUAGUGAAAAGAUAAUCCUGGCAAUUCAACUUUUCCGGCGAGAUGCUCUUAAGGUCCUUCAACCAGGACAGGAUAUUUCAUCAAUGUUUUCCAGUGACUUGUAUUAUGUGCUGGACGAAGAGGAACAUGAACUGGCUAGCAGUGGCUAUGGAUGCUCCCACACUAAGGUCGAGGUCACCGAAGAGCUAUUGAUGUAUCUGAUAUACCCAGAAAGAAGUAACAAAGGGUCUUGAAUCCUGCCAUUCUUGGUACUUCAGCAAGGACAUCUUUUACUUCAUCAAGAUGAGACGCCCGCGAAACGAAUAUUUUAUUUUUGAUCUGUAUUUUUUUUAUAACAACCUGUCCAUAAAGUGUACUUCUGUAAAACCCA
This is a messenger RNA of Drosophila eugracilis, 794 nucleotides long. RefSeq lists its product as uncharacterized. The transcript has a single exon. Lineage: Eukaryota; Metazoa; Arthropoda; Insecta; Diptera; Drosophilidae. The record is from RefSeq and is a predicted model, not a curated record. The coding region runs from base 97 to 657 and encodes 186 amino acids.